AUGAAAGAGCAACGAGAUGUCGCGGCAUCGCCAAAGUACAGAGUCCUCUGUCUCCAUGGAAUUGGGACCAACAGUGAAGUGUUCGAGGCACAAACGGCGGCUCUUCGCUAUCGCCUCGGUGCAAACUUCGAGUACGAAUUUCUUGAUGGCUCCUUUCCAUGGCCCGCGCUGCCCGGUAUCAGCGAGGUCUUCGGCAAUGACCAAAUGUACUUUUCGUAUCACGACGGGUCAGGAGAAAGUGCAUAUCAGGCCGUGCGAGAUCUUGCGGCGUACGCGACGGAAAACGGACCCUUCGAUGCGGUCCUGGCGUUUUCCUUGGGCGCUGCACUUGCCGCGACGCUGCUGAUUGAAGACGCUUCCCGUGCAUUGUUUCGAUGCGCAAUAUUCAUAUGUGCGACCCUGCCGUAUGAUGUGGAAGAACUUCAAGCAGGGCGACUCCAGCUCUUGAGUGGAGAGAUCAGUCGGAACAGCAUUCGGAUCCCAACCGUCCAUGCGUGGGGCACUAACGACACUGAGUACAUGCACGAAAGCGCCCAGCUUGUACAGAUGAGUGUAGAAGGCAAACGUGUCGAGGUCAAGCACGAUGCGGCACAUGGAGUGCCCACGCAAGGAGAGUCCUUGGACCACUUAGCUGAAGCCAUUAUUAGCACCGUGUGCGGCACUUGA
Messenger RNA from Ramularia collo-cygni, 666 nucleotides. RefSeq lists its product as uncharacterized. Gene Ontology annotation, cellular component: nucleus; cytoplasm. The record is from RefSeq and is a predicted model, not a curated record. The transcript is spliced from 3 exons. NCBI's taxonomy places the organism in Eukaryota, Fungi, Ascomycota, Dothideomycetes, Mycosphaerellales, Mycosphaerellaceae. Bases 1 to 666 code for a protein of 221 amino acids.